Molecule: messenger RNA, 3000 nt
Organism: Fusarium sp. VM40
Lineage: Eukaryota; Fungi; Ascomycota; Sordariomycetes; Hypocreales; Nectriaceae
Source: the annotation of a GenBank genome assembly
AUGGCAUCACCCGUGUCAGAUCUCUGCCCACGGGGAACUACCGUCCCGAUCUCGUUUACACGAGGUACGUGCAGUAGACCCAGCUUCACCACCAUCACAGAAGCCUUCUUCCACUAUGCCAACACACAGCCUUCGGCAUUGGCGGCACGAGAUCUAUCUGCCGAGCCGCCUGUCGAGAUAAGCUAUGGCGAACUUGCUCAACGUAGCAUCCGACUGGCGCAACGGCUGCGAAGCCUAGGCGUUAUGCCAGGGCACCGUGUGCCUCUUGUUGUCAAACGAGGCGUUGGCAUGUUGGUUGGCAUCCUCUCCAUCUUGUCGUGCGGAGCGCAGUACAUCCCUCUCGAUGGAGGCGUCGUGGCAGAAGAGACAUUGCGCUUUGUGGUUGAGCAGACUGGAAGGAGAGUAGUCUUGGCUUCACCAUCAACGACUCAACGUCUCUCAAAUAUGGAUAUUUCAUAUGUCGUUACUAUCGAUGAUGUACAAGAAGAGAACGAGCUAUCACAAGAGAAACUCGGAGACUUCACUCCUUUUACCAAUCCUGAUGAUGGCUGCUACGUGAUAUAUACUUCAGGCACAACUGGCACACCAAAAGGAGUAGACGUCACCCACCACAAUGUCACAAAUCUCGUAUGUCAAGCACCAGGCAACCUGGGCAUUGGCCCGGGAACUUGUGUUGGACAGUUAUUGAACGUCAGUUUCGAUAUGGCUGCUUGGGAAACACUCGGCUGCCUUUCCAACGGCGGUACUUUAAUCUUACGGGGUUCUUACUGGCCAAAAGCCUUGAAAGAACUCGAUGUCCUGAUUUGCACCCCUAGCAUCCUUUCAAAAUACAACCCCGAAGACUAUCCAAGGCUCAGAACAGUCGCAACAGCAGGCGAGCCAAGUUGGCAAAAAUUGGCCGACCUAUGGGCGUCUCACGUAUCAUAUUUCAACUGUUAUGGUCCCACCGAAACAACCAUCGUCAACACUACACACCUGCACCAAACCGGCCAGCCACUUUCCAUUGGCAAGCCUACGCCAGGAAACAACAUUUACAUAUUAGAUGAGUUCCUCGUACCUGUGCCGGUUGGCGAGGUCGGCAAUGUUUGGGCUGGUGGCGCCGGUGUGGCGCGUGGAUAUGUCAACUUGCCUACCAAGACGGCUGAGAACUUCAGGCCUGAUCCUUUUGCGGAAGACGGAUCAAAUAUGUACAACACCGGAGACCUCUGCCAAUGGAACCCUGAUGGCUCACUACACAUAAUGGGCCGCAUCGACGACCAAGUCAAAAUCAAAGGUUUCCGCGUCGAGCUCGACGGCGUAGUCGCAUGCAUCAAAUCCUGCCCCUCAGUCCAGUCAGCAACCGCUCUUCUCAUCGACGAAGAGAUCCACGCCUUCGCGACCCCCAGUCACUGCCCUGUUCCGGUCAUGGAAGCCCACCUCAAGACUCUCCAGCCAUACUACGCCAUGCCUUCCCAUUACCAUCAGCUUGAGAGUCUGCCCAUGACUGCAAACGGAAAGAUCGACAAGAACGCACUCAGAGUGGCUGUGUCUCUCGCUGGCAAGGAGAAGGCCCUUGUUCGCGCUCCUCAGCCUGCGCAUGUGCGCUACGACUCGACUGCUUCUAGUGCGACGCAGCUCAGUUCCUUCUCAGAUGCUUCUGAUACUACCCUUAUCAAUGAGCACCAGUACGAUCUUGAGAAAGCUCUCCCCGAGAAGGAUCUUCCCAAGCAUGCGCGUGGUCUGCGCCAUCGACUUCUCAUCGUCUACCGCCGUCUGUUCUCCCUUGUCGGCCUUUUCAACAUCGGUGCUGCUAUUGCUCUCCUACUCACUGGCAUUAGCAGAGAGUGGAUGGGUAUUGUCACAGCCAUCAACUUGGCCACUGCCGUCCUUAUUCGCCAAGAGUUCGUCAUCAACGCUCUGUACACCAUCACAUGCAGCGUGCCCAAGUCAUGGCCCCUUGCUAUCAGAUCGCGUUGUGCCAAGAUUUACCAUCUCGGCGGAAUCCAUUCCGGUGCAGCUGUCAGCGCAGGAGCAUGGCUUUUGGCGACCAAUAUUGCAGACAUUGCCUGUAUGUAUGGGAGCUGUGCCAACUGGGGCAACUUGUCCAUUGCUUCUCAAGUCAUCUCGUGGAUUCUCUCAGCCAUGUUUGUGGGCAUGAUCGGCCUUGCUUGGCCGUCUGUUCGCAAGCGUUACCACGACACUUUUGAGAAGACACAUCGCUUUGCUGGCUGGACUAUGCUCACCCUCUUCUGGGUCCAAGUCGUACUUUCAGCCAACGAUAAUGCACCUUCCGGCACCACUUUGGGAGAAUCCUGUGUCAAGUCACCCGCUUUCUGGCUUUUAGCUGUAGCCACAGCGAGUGUCGCCUCCUCCUGGUGCUUCCUCCGCAAGGUGCCUGUGGAAGCUGAGAAACUCUCAGAUCACGCUGUCAGGCUUCACUUCGACUACACAGUUCCUGUCAAUGGUUCUUUUACCCGUCUAUCACAUCAACCUCUCAAAGAGUGGCACUCCUUCGCCACCAUCCCCGCUCCUCAAGACGUCAAUGGUCGGUCCAAGGGCUAUUCCCUCGUCGUUUCUAACGCAGGAGACUGGACAAAGUCCACCAUCCAGAGUGGCCCUACCCAUAUCUGGACAAGAGGCGUACCAACAUGUGGCGUGAUGCGCAUCGCAACCUUGUUCAACCGCGUUGUCCUCAUUGCGACCGGGUCAGGCAUUGGCCCUGUGCUCGGCCACAUUCAAAACCCCAGCUGUCCAACUCAGCUCAUCUGGUCGACCAAAAACCCCGAAGAUACUUUCGGCAAGGAGAUUUGCCAGACCAUCAGCGAGCGCAUCCCCAACGCGGUCAUCCACGAUACUAAGAAGCUCGGGAGACCAGAUUUGGUGAAGAUGGGCUACAACUUGGUCAAAAGCUUCAAAGCUGAGGCUGUCAUCAUUAUUGCGAAUGAGAAGAUUACGAAGAAGAUAGUUUAUGGCCUGGAAACGCGUGGCAUACCAGCCUAUGGUGCGAUCUGGGAUAGCUAG